GGUCAGAAUUGAUAGGUGACGGUCCAGUUAGAUUUGGGCUUUGACGUAAAAGAAAGUGAACACAACGUAAUGUAACUUUGUUCUUUUGCCUAAACGAUUGGCUUUAUGUCCAAGACUAGACAAAACAAAAUCCCCACGACCGCCGACUUAGAUUAUUUCGCCGAACAGAGAAUAUAUAUAAAUGGCUCCUCUUUUUCCAAACUGUUUCUUCUUCUUCGUCGUCGCCGGUUUAGGGUUUUCGUUGCUCUAGCAGUCUUCUCUCGCCUUUAUCUCCCUUUCCAGUUUCUCUUAUAUUUCUCUUGCCUUACGAUCAAUCUAAAGAUUUCAUAAGAGUUGACAUUUGUGAAGAUCGAAGAAAGACGGUGACAUUUCUUCUCUGAUUACUUUUUGUUUCUCCAAGAUGAAGACAAAUGUAUUUCUCAGGUGCUACAGCCGGUUUUUUUCGAUGCUGUUGGUGAGCUCCCAUCCUUAGGACUGCUAGAGAGUUCGGUGUUUUAGUUGACUUUAUAUUCAAGGUUAUAGGUUUAGCGUUGUUAGUAGAUAGAAAUGGAAGCCAAAAUCGUCAAGGUAUCGGAUAGUAGUUAUAAAGAUGUACAUGGGAAGAAGAGAAAGCAUCCCGGGAACUAUAUUCCAUAUGGUUCUGGAAGGUCAUAUGGAAAGCUUCAAUGUGUGCUCUCACCGAACAGUUCCACCCAAAAGCUUGAGAAAAAGAGAAAUUUGGAUGGUGAAAACAAAGCGAAUGUUUCUGAGAAUCGUGUUGGGAAGUCUCUGGUCAGAUACUUCUCCUAUUAUAAGAAGACAGGAGUGCCAAAGCGUGUAAUGUUCCAUGAGAAUGGUGAAUGGAUUGAUUUGCCUGAGCAUAUUCUUUGCGACAUCAGGAAUGAUCUGGAAGCAAAGAGAGCUGCAAUUGAGUUCAAUUGGUGUGGUCGCCCUUUUCUCCUGGAUUUCUUGCACAUGUAUCGACUAGACUUGGAAACAGGUGUAAAAACCCAGCUUGCUUGGAUUGAUAUUGCUGGCAAAUGCUUUUUCCCCGAAACUUUUGACAGCCUCGAAAGGGACUGCUGCCAUCAUAUCUGUGGGGAAGAUCCAGAACAACAUGAUCAACGUGAGAUCAAGCUGCACAUUGAAAUUGAUGUAAAUGGUGGGGAGUUACCGAGGCUGAAUUUGAAUGUGGUCAGUGACAAGUCUGGUGACAAUAUGGAUGAUAUUCAAGCUGUUCAGAGAUCCUCAAAUGGGCAAAAUGACGAGGCAUCAGAGGAUAGCUGCAGCCGUGAGCUUGAUGAUGCUGUUAAGAAAUGGGACAAAACAGAAAUUGAUCAGUUCUCUGGUGUCAAGCCUGCUGAGGAAGAGCUUGAUAAAAAUGCUGUCAAACAAAUGUUUGCUUUGGGUACUGCCACUCUAGGGCAUGUAGAGUUGCUUGAUGUGUAUCAGUUUUCAAGCGAGACUUCCAAAGCUCGUCUAUCUCUUUUCCAGAAGCAAGCUGACAUCACUAAGAAACGCCGAGGAGAUGCGAACAUUAGAUAUGCAUGGGUUCCUGCGAAGAAGGAAGUGUUAUCUGCCGUUAUGAUGCAUGGACUUGGAGUGGGUGGAGCAUUCGUUAAAAAGUCUAUGUAUGGUGUUGGGGUUCACUUAAAUGCUGCAAACUGCUCUCAUUUCAGUGCUAGAUACUGUGAUAUUGACGAUAAUGGUGUGCGGCACAUGGUUUUAUGCCGUGUAAUAAUGGGGAAUAUGGAGCCUCUUCGUGGUGAUAACACGCAGUUCUUUAGUGGUGGAGAGGAGUAUGAUAAUGGAGUUGAUGAUGUUGAGAGUCCAAAGCAUUAUCUUAUCUGGAACAUGAAUAUGAACACUCACAUUUACCCAGAAUUUGUAGUUAGCUUCAAGCUGUCUAUCCCCAAUGCUGAAGUGAAUACUCUUCCUACUACUCAGAGUAAGCACGAGACUUUGGAGCUCACCUUGGAAGGACCCAAAGGUUCUCCCUCAAAUGAUCCAGGAAGAGUAUCAAAUGGAGGAGGUUCAGGGAGCCAAAAGACUAGUGGCAGCUCCAGCAGUAGACGGCCCAGAUCUCCUAUGAUGCCUUUCCCUUUGCUGUUCAAAGCAAUCUCAACCAAAAUUGCCCGGAAAGACAUGGAUUUGAUUUCUGCUGGUUACCAGGAACUCAGGGAGGAGAAGGUGUCGAGAAAGGAAUUUUACAAGACGCUGAGGGUGAUUGUAGGAGAUGAUGAUCUGCUGAAAUCCACCAUAACAAGCCUUCAAAGGAGUUUGGGUUAGAGUAAUGUGUCGACUUCUCUUUGCUGUCGUGAAACCUUAAUAAUUUAGAUUACGACAAACCUGACUUGAUCUUUAGGAACUUAGUAGUAUUGUUAUAUUUACUCUUGGUGAAACUAGUCUUCAUUGUCCUGUUUUUCCUUAUUUGGAAUCAAAGAGUCUUUUAUUCAUCAACA
This is a messenger RNA of Arabidopsis lyrata subsp. lyrata, 2441 nucleotides long. Its product is annotated as probable inactive poly [ADP-ribose] polymerase SRO1. The transcript has 7 exons. The record is from RefSeq and is a predicted model, not a curated record. The coding region runs from base 547 to 2268 and encodes 573 amino acids. Lineage: Eukaryota; Viridiplantae; Streptophyta; Magnoliopsida; Brassicales; Brassicaceae. Gene Ontology annotation, molecular function: NAD+ poly-ADP-ribosyltransferase activity.